UGGUAUCAGAGCCUUCUCUAGAAUCUCUGGAGCUUUCCGAUCAUCUCCGCGGCAAGAGUUCAGAUCUCAGCCUCUGCCAAGCAUUCUGAUCCUCCGAUUCCAAUCUUCUGCUGUCCUAUGAGCAAUCUGUGCCUCUGUGAACAGUCCUUGUUCAAUUCCACUGCCCUUUGUCCGUUGAUCUCAGCCUCCAGCCAAAAACUAUCCACUUUACAGAAAAUACAUGCUGAAAGAAGAGUAAUGCAUUUUCUCAUGAAAUUGAGAGCUGACUAUGAGGUUGUUCGAGCUAACAUCCUCAAUAGGGGUACCCUACCUGAAAUUGAUUUUAUUCUUGGGGAGUUGCUUCGGGAAGAGACCCGACUCACUACUCAAACUACCCUUGAGCAGAAGAAGGAUGAUGUGGUAUUCUUCACCAACAAAACCAAAUCGAAGCCUUCCUCUCGUGAUUUUUCUCAUGUUCAAUGUUAUGAAUGCAAGGCUACUGGUCAUACUGCUUCUCAUUGCAAGAAGCGCAAUUUCUGUGUUUAUUAUAAAAAAGGUGGUCACAUUAUCUCCGAAUGCAAAGUGAAACCACCAAGAACCUUCACCUCUAGUCCACGUACUGUUCAACCAAGGGCUUAUCAGGCUUCCGAAACACAAUCCUCUGGACCCUCUUCACUUGAUUCUGAGAAAAACAAUGUUCCUACUACUGUUGGUGUGUCAGAUGAGGUUAGGCAACUAGUCCAGAGCAGCGUGACCUCUGCCAUUUCUUCGGCAUUUUCUGUCAUUGGCUUGUCUGGUAAGGUUUCUUUUUAUAGAAUCCUAUCCUUUCAUAUAACAGCUAUACAAUGAAAGGAUUGAAAGAAUCCUAUCCUUCCUUUCAUAUAACAGCUAUACAAUGAAAGGAUUGAAAGAAUCCUAUCCUUUCUCAUUACAUUUGAUAAAUGAUAAUCUCCGCUCUUAGGAGAAUCGUUCAUCUGUGGGCGAGUUUGCAUUCAA
Messenger RNA from Macadamia integrifolia, 975 nucleotides. RefSeq lists its product as uncharacterized. The transcript is spliced from 2 exons. NCBI's taxonomy places the organism in Eukaryota, Viridiplantae, Streptophyta, Magnoliopsida, Proteales, Proteaceae. Gene Ontology annotation, molecular function: nucleic acid binding; zinc ion binding. Bases 118 to 828 code for a protein of 236 amino acids. The record is from RefSeq and is a predicted model, not a curated record.